AUUCAAUGUGUCGCGGUGUACGGGUGCAAGACGAGUGGACGUAUUUUUGCGGAAUUUGGGUGAAAAAUCGCUCAAUUGUUAUCAUCCUUGCUGUUGCGCAAUUCAUCGUCGCUACAGUCUCCCUGGCUCAGCAUGUAUAUUCAAUAGCGAAUUUCAAUAGUAUAUUUCUCUGCUCAUUUAACGAGUCUUCUCCAAAUGCAGGGAAUUUUCUCAGUGCUGAUGUUAUCAUCUUCGACUUUGGUCUGUUCCAUGAGUUGAUUCAGGUGGGAGCCAGUAGAAUAUGCAGUAAAAGUAUGCAUGAAAAUUACUUAAACUUCAAUAAACGGGGUCAAUCGAUUGCUAGGCAGUGUAGGUUUGAAGUGUAAUU
Messenger RNA from Strongylus vulgaris, 367 nucleotides. NCBI's taxonomy places the organism in Eukaryota, Metazoa, Nematoda, Chromadorea, Rhabditida, Strongylidae. The record is from the annotation of a GenBank genome assembly.